Messenger RNA from Malaya genurostris, 1416 nucleotides. RefSeq names its product phosphoserine phosphatase (gene aay). The transcript has 5 exons. Gene Ontology annotation, molecular function: L-phosphoserine phosphatase activity; magnesium ion binding. The record is from RefSeq and is a predicted model, not a curated record. Bases 208 to 1206 code for a protein of 332 amino acids. Gene Ontology annotation, cellular component: cytoplasm. NCBI's taxonomy places the organism in Eukaryota, Metazoa, Arthropoda, Insecta, Diptera, Culicidae. Gene Ontology annotation, biological process: L-serine biosynthetic process; dephosphorylation.
AACCGCAUCUCUCAACCAGUUUGCCAGGGGAAGCAGAAGAACACACAUCCAAACCUAUCACCGCUGAUAAUAUCCGAUACGUAACGGGUACUCAAUCAGCAGUUAAUAAUCACCAAUUUCACUAGGUGGAAAAUUUAUUUUCUCAGUAGACCGCUGUCAAACUACGUAAAAGGAAGUAGUCAGUGUGCCAUUGUUUUUGUAGGACGAAUGCAGCAGUGCCGACACUAUCUCCGAUUCGGCUGUCAACAAUAUAAACUACAGUACGGCUCAUCGAAAGAACGUGCACUUUUUGGUAGUUUGGUAGCGAUAUCGGCUACAGAGCCUACGGCCAGUGGUACAUCCGUUGCACUCGGAAACGGAGUGCCAGGAGUUGAAAUCGGUCGACGCAACAGUUUACCGGCGCCACCUGUCUUCAAACCUGUACUCAAACACAUACAGGCAAACAGCGUAGCCAACGGAGUCACUACCGGUAACAACACAAAUCCGCAACCGCAGUCUGUCAGAAUGACACACGACAAAGUAACAACAGUAAACCAUGCCAAACAAACGUGUGAAGCACGUGACGUGCUCAAUAGGGCACAAAUCGUUUGUUUCGAUGUCGAUUCGACCAUUAUCACUGAAGAAGGUAUUGAUGAGUUAGCACAGUUUUGCGGCAAGGGUAGCGAGGUUGUAGCACUAACAAAAGAAGCCAUGGGUGGCAGUAUGACGUUUCAGGAUGCCUUGAAGCGAAGACUCGACAUCAUUAAACCAUCGCAAAAACAGAUUCGCGAGUUUUUGAAAACCCGUCCGAGCACGGUUUCUUCUGGGGUGCGAGAGUUAAUUGAUCAGUUGCGACAAAACAAUGCCGAAAUCUAUAUGAUCAGCGGAGGAUUUGAUUGUUUGAUUGAACCGAUAGCUGAUGCACUGGAAAUUCCUUUAUGCAAUCUAUUUGCCAACAAGCUGUAUUUCCACUUCAAUGGAAGUUACGCUGGUUUCGACAUUAGUCAGGUUACUUCCAAAUCCGGCGGUAAAGGUGAGGCCAUCAACAUUAUAAAGAGCCGCUUCAAGAGCAAUAAGAUAGUUGUAAUGAUUGGCGAUGGAAUGACCGAUCUGGAGGCUAGUCCACCUGCUGAUUACUUCAUUGGUUAUGGAGGUAAUGUCGUAAGGGAGGAAGUCCAGAAACGAGCAACGUAUUAUGUUACUAACUUUGCUGAUCUUCUGUGGUGAUCAGGAAGAUCCUCUAAAACUGUCUGUAAAUAACCGUUCUAAGUAAACAAAUAUUUCAGAUUAAUUCAUACAAACCUUUCGAGGGUAUUCGAAAUUAAUUCAUACAAGUAUGCUGAGAUUUUAAUUAUUAUUGUUGACAAUAAGUUAGCGUUAGAAAUUAGGUUUAAGAGUAAAGAACGAAUGAAACAUAUAGCAAAUUCUACCGUACAA